AUGGUUUAUUAUAGUAGCUGGUUGCUAUACUACAGUUACGGGUCACUAUUCACUGUAUUUUUGAUUGUUGUAUUUAUUUUGUUAAUUACUGGAAAUUUGAAUAUUGGCGAUUGGCUACUACAAAUAAGUCCUUAUGCUUUUGCAUUGAUUGGGAUAGCGCUGUGCAUUGGGCUAAGUGUUAUGGGUGCUGCAUGGGGAAUAUUUAUCACUGGAUCCACUAUUCUUGGUGCUGCUGUAAAAGCCCCGCGUAUCAGAACAAAAAAUCUAAUUAGUAUAAUUUUCUGUGAAGUUGUAGCCAUCUAUGGCGUGAUAAUGGCAAUUGUGUUUUCAGCAAAACUGCAAUAUGUAGCGGGAGCGGAAGUAUAUUCUAAAGCUAAUUAUUAUACCGGAUACUCUCUAUUCUGGGCCGGUCUAACAGUUGGCUUCUGUAACUUAUUCUGCGGUAUAGCAGUCGGCGUAACAGGCAGCAGUGCCGCUCUGGCAGACGCACAAGAUCAGGCAUUAUUCGUAAAGAUUCUUGUGGUCGAAAUUUUCGGGAGUGUGCUGGGAUUGUUUGGGCUGAUCGUGGGAUUGUUACAGUCUGGAAAAGCUGGUGAUUUCGCGAGUUAG
Molecule: messenger RNA, 609 nt
Organism: Ambispora gerdemannii
Lineage: Eukaryota; Fungi; Glomeromycota; Glomeromycetes; Archaeosporales; Ambisporaceae
Source: the annotation of a GenBank genome assembly